AUGUCAUCAGUGCCAGUGUUCAUACGUACCUGUGCCAGGUGGUCUGGCUGUGUUUCAGCGUCACAAGCCGAGCUCUUCAYCCAGAACGCCUACUUCRUUUUUCAAGUCCUCCAAGUAUUCCUGGUCCAGACGCUUUCCAACAGUUUCGUUUUAUCUCUUGUGACGCUCCUUCGGAAUCCCAACGACGUCUUUGGCAGGCUUUCAUCUUCGAUCCCCACCGCUUCCAACUUUUACAUUUCGUUUUUCAUUGUUCAAGGUCUCACCAUCGCCACCGGCGUAGUGACUCAGGUUUUCGAAUUCGUCAUGUUCAAACUGUCAUCCAGAUUUACCAACAUAACUCCACGAAUUAUAUACGACAAGGGGACGGCACUCAGUACUAUUUCUUUCGGGAGCCUCAUGCCUAUUUACACCAACAUGGCUGUYAUUAGUAUUAUUUACUCUGUUAUCGCCCCCUUUCUUCUAUUCUGGUCGACUAUCAGCAUGGGGUUGUUCUAUCUCGCGUACCGUUACAAUGUACUGUAUGUUGCAGAUACCACUGUCGACACCGAUGGUUUGAUCUAUCCUCGGGCUCUGAAACAGCUUUUAUUUGGCGUUUACGUAGCCGAGAUGUGCCUCGUUGGAAUGUUCAUCGUUUCCAAAGCCGCAGGACCUGCUUUUCUGAUGAUAAUAUUUCUUUCUCUUACCAUCUUUUCUCACCUCUCACUCGUCAAGGCUCUCGAUCCUCAUCUUUACAAUCUUCCUCUUUCUCGUCAACUCGAAGAAGAUCGAACUGAUCGACGCCAGCAAGGAAAGUCAAAUGACGGACAAGUACAGAAUGGCGCCAAUGCCCUUUCCAGAGGUGCGAGCAGGAGGAAUACCGCUCGGAAGCUCGUGCCUAUCGCUACUAGCCGGGACAGCAAUAAAGCUGACUUUGUCUCUGAGUGGCUCAAGUCCCGGAUCYUCGUCGAUUACCUGGCCGUGGAGCAGUUAGUGUAUCACGAGGACCUCAUAGAACCAGAGUACGAGGCGCAGGGUUAUUAUCCGCCUUCCGUCACAAGUCAGGCUCCAUUCCUAUAG
Molecule: messenger RNA, 1056 nt
Organism: Fusarium mangiferae
Lineage: Eukaryota; Fungi; Ascomycota; Sordariomycetes; Hypocreales; Nectriaceae
Exons: 2
Coding region: 1-1056 (351 amino acids)
Cellular component (GO): plasma membrane
Molecular function (GO): calcium-activated cation channel activity
Source: RefSeq, a predicted model, not a curated record